Messenger RNA from Capsicum annuum, 632 nucleotides. RefSeq lists its product as uncharacterized. The record is from RefSeq and is a predicted model, not a curated record. Bases 100 to 489 code for a protein of 129 amino acids. Lineage: Eukaryota; Viridiplantae; Streptophyta; Magnoliopsida; Solanales; Solanaceae. The transcript has a single exon.
GAGUUUGAAAGAAAGAAACAAGAAAUAUUAGCUGCUCAAAGUGCAUCAGUUGUGGAUGGAGAAACUAAUUCAGCUAGUCAGCCGGCUCAGUUAAGUGAAAUGGAUAUCUGGGUACAAUCUGUUGGUGGAAAGAAAAAAGGAAGAGUCAAAGGUCUUGGCUCCCUGGGUCGAAGUGUAAAGGCACCUAACAAUUCAACAUCAACUUUUUCAAAAGAAAUUGAUGAGAUGAUUAAGUCUCAAGUUGAUGCUUCAAAUGCUGAUUUGUAUGCUCAGUUGCAGAAUGAGCGAAAGAAAAAUAAGAGGAUGAGAAAUGAAUUAUACUUGUUGAUAAAGCAUGUAUACAACAAAUCAUCUUCAAAUGAUGAACGCCGAUCUCAAGAAGACAACCAAGCUAAUGAGGAUAAAAGUGAUGAUUACUCUGACGACGUGAAUGAAAGUGAUAAUCCUGAUAACGUGAAUGAAAGUGAUUCUGACCCUGAUGGUUGGUAGUUUUAUUGAGGAUUCAAGUUUGAAAUAUUUUAUUUUGGACCAUUUAAGAAUCAUACAUUAUUGAUGUGGAUGUUUUGAAUUAUGUUUUUUUGUUAGCUGUAAUGGUUUACAUUAAACUUUUAUUGAAUGAUGUUUUUGAGAAU